This is a messenger RNA of Salvelinus sp. IW2-2015, 2899 nucleotides long. RefSeq names its product divergent protein kinase domain 1A-like. The record is from RefSeq and is a predicted model, not a curated record. Lineage: Eukaryota; Metazoa; Chordata; Actinopteri; Salmoniformes; Salmonidae.
UAUGUUGAAAGCUAUUGUGUAGACUACAUUUAAAGAAAUACACAAAUGCAUGUUAUUGGAUUACUCAGUUGAGUCUGCAAAACUUAGAAAAGUUCUCUCUACAAGCCAAUAUGUAUCCCAUGUACAGUUUAUUACAGGAUAUGUAUGGCACAGUCCCCCCUCCAAAACUACACAUAUUUGGUUAGUAGAGACCCUACUGAGUAUUUUUCACCCCACUUUUUUCUGAGAACGGUAGAAAAGUUCUCUGCAGCCCAAUAUUCUCAACAUACCAGCAUCAACGAUAGUGUUUUUUCAUUGUUGGUUAAAAAUGUUUUUUAAAACCAUAUUUUUAAUUUGUUUCCCUAAAUUACUAAUUGCCUUUCCUUGCUGGCCAUUGAUUAAAAUGCAAUGUCUUUUGAAUGAGUUAUCCAUUUUGCAAUAUUUUGAAAUGUGUAGUUUUAUUUUGAAGGUUUUCUCAUUACAUUAUGAGCGUGACGUCAUCCAUUGUGCUGCUGGCAGAAUACUAGUCAGCUGCACGAGCAAGACAGCAGCGCUGCCCGACCCGUGAACUGCGUAAAGAGCCGGUCUUUGGCUGUAGGUUAUCUACACAAAUGGAGAACUAAGAAUUUCGAUGUUAGAAUAUUUUUUGUGAAAUCUAGAAUGUGUUUCGAACGCAUUGGAAACUGAAAAUUGUGUAGCCUACGAACACGGACAGUCUCUUCAUGAACUCCAGCUUCACUCCAUUUAUUUGGAUUCUCUUUCGCAGUUCCACGUAUUGAGAUGAUCUAUUUUUGUGAUGGCGAGAGGUCUGUUUCCACGGGCCUGGAUAAAGAAAUCAUUCUUUUUCCAGGCUCGCAUCUCCUUUGUGCGGGUCAAAUACCUGUUCCUCACCUGGCUGACAGUGUUUGUCGGAGGCUGGGUGAUCUACGUCCAGUACUCCAACUACACCGAGCUCUGCCGAGGACAUGAGUGCAAGAACGCCAUAUGUGACAAAUACAGGAGAGGCAUCAUUGACGGCUCGGCCUGCAGCAGCCUUUGUGACAAAGACACCCUCUACCUGGGCAGGUGCCUCUCUACCAGCCCCAACAACCAGGUGUACACAGGUGGCUGGGGUGACGUGGACGGGGUGAUCCGCUGCCAGGUGGGGGAGGUGCUGCACUAUGAGCUGGGAGAGGAGCCGGAGCCCCGGAGAGAGGCUGCAGUCUUCGACAAACCCACCCGCGGAACGUCUGUGGAGAAGUUCCGCGAGAUGGUCUUCAAUCACCUCAAGUCAAAACUGGGCGAGCAAGCUAAUCUGGCCAGCCUGGUGACCCAAAUACUCAGCGUCGCCGACGGCAACAAGGACGGCCACGUCUCGCUCCCAGAGGCCCGUUCGGCCUGGGCUCUUCUCCAGUUGGACGAGGUGCUGCUGGGCCUGCUCCUCCAGGAACGGGGCCACACCCCUCGUCUGAUGGGCUUCUGUGGAGACCUGUACGUGACCGAGAGGGUACCCUAUGGCCCCCUUUACGGUGUCAGCCUCCCCUGGCCCCUGGAGGCCUGGGUCCCCAGUGGGGCCCGACGCAGCAUGGACCAGUGGUUCACCCCCUCGUGGCCCCGCAAAGCCAAGAUCUCCAUGGGCCUCCUGGAGCUGGUGGAGGACAUCUUCCACGGCAACUACGGCAGCUUCCUCAUGUGCGACCUGAGCGCCGGCCACUUCGGCUACACGGACCGCCACGACCUCCGCCUCACCGACCCGAGGGCCAUCGUCUCCGAGGACGCGUUCAGGCGAACCAUGCGCGCGCUGCACUGCGAGAAGGACGACGACUGCUUGUUGGGGGCGGACUGCCGGACAUCAUGCGACGUGGCUCAGAAACGAUGCAGAGAGGAGGUGACCCAGCCCAACCUGGCCAAGGCGUGCAGGGCGCUGAGGGACUACCUCCUGAGGGGAGCGCCAACGGCGCUGAGGGAGGAGCUAGAGAGGCAGCUGUAUGCCUGCAUGGCCCUCAGGGGCUCAGCGGGCCAGAUGGACAUGGAACACUCGCUCAUCCUGAACAACCUCAAAGCUCUGCUGUGGAGACAGAUCUCCCAUACUAAAGACUCAUGAUGCUCAAAGAAUUGAGACGUAAUUGACAAGUCUGCUACUGACACAGUGGCUUAGGAAGAGGAGCCUUUGGGGAAAUGAUUUCUAAAAACUCAACCACUUUGGUGGAUCGUUCAUUCAAGACRUACUAUAUUGUUUUAUCUACCACCCGUUUCAUGCAGCAUAGCAGUUGUUUUGGCGGUGUAACCGCAUUAGAGCUGUCAAAUCCACAAGUUGCUCCUGGCAUUAUACCUAUUUGAAAGGAAAUUACUGGAACUCCCUUCAGAAAAGCUAUUUUUUCACUACUUUGUUUUGUAGUAAACAGAGGAAGAUGAGUGUUCCCAGUGACAUCAUCGGUGUGCACCGUGUGAUUUUAACCAAUUAUGAGUAGGCAUUGCCUACUAAUUGGUUGUCAAUGGAAAUCUUCCCCCCUUUUUUUAAACUACUUAACAAACGUGCCAUUUUCACAUUUUGAUGUUGGUGUGGUGCUGGAGAUAUUUUUUCCUUUAAGAUACGUUGUACAACUUCGAACACUAAUGUGAGAUGUAGUCUACACCUCGAUUAGGCUGAUGAAUGAUUUUCAAUUUGAGCUUCAUUAUUUCCCGUUCUGAACUUCUAAAGCGAGUGGCUUCAUGACAAUCAAAAGCAGCCUCUCACCGAUUUGACAGCUCCACCUCAGACACCGCCCAAACAUUAGCUAUGCGGGUGUCGGCUAUCGCUUGAUCCGAUUUAAUCUAGGCAUGAGUCGUUGGAAGAAUGGACUACUACAAUUCAGGAUGCUGGGAAACUGUAGAUACUUGCUGUUUAUGAAGGAGCUUAUGGAACAUUUUGAGGUGAUAGUAUUAAGUACUUGUACAUUAC